UCAUGGAUUUAGUGAAUUGAACAUGGGAAAUGAGAUGGGCAACAGUAACACAUCCGGCCUGCAAGAAGAAGAGAAUUCAACCACUCAAACUCAAGAGAGGUUUUUGCAAGAAGCUGAUCACGUUGAUGGUGCAGAAGGUAAAAAUCAUGUUGUUCCUGUUUCUGAAGUUAAAGACUACAAUGGAAAAGUGAAUGGGUUGGCUUCUGACGUCCCAAACGGAGCAGGAGAUUCUCCUAAAUUAAACCAGACAUCAGAUGGAAGAGAGCAAGAAGAAACUGAAGUUAAUCAUCCUGCUGAAUCUCCAAAAGUUGAUGCAGAAUCAAAUGAAGCAGGUGAUGAAACCAGUGAAAUUCAACAACAAACUUUUCCAUCUGAAGAUUCAAAAGAACAUAACAAUCCACCUGGUUACGUAAAUGAUGGACUAGAAAAUCAAACUGUUCCUGGUGCUGAAGGUAAAGACUACGAUGAAAAAGAGAAUGCAUUCACUUCUGAUGAUUUGAACGGAGCAGAGGAUGCUCAUUUUUCAGAACAGAUACCAGAUGAAACAGAGCAAGAAGACACUAAAGUUGAUCCUCCUGCUGAAUGUCCAAAAGUUGAAAUAGAGCCAAACAAUGAAGCAGAUUGUGAAACAAGUGAAACCCAAACAACUUCUCCAUCCAAAGAUGCAGAAGAUGAUGUGAAACCACCUAGUCUUGUGGCUGACGCAGAAGUAGAAAAUGGCAUAGUUCCUCUAGCUGAAUGUCAAGACUACAAUGACAGAGGGGUUAAUGGGUUGGCUUUUGAUGUUCCAGAAGGUGCAGAGGAUCCUCAUGUUGCAAACAAGAUAUCAGAUGAAAGAGGUUAG
Molecule: messenger RNA, 844 nt
Organism: Pistacia vera
Lineage: Eukaryota; Viridiplantae; Streptophyta; Magnoliopsida; Sapindales; Anacardiaceae
Exons: 5
Coding region: 23-844 (273 amino acids)
Source: RefSeq, a predicted model, not a curated record